Molecule: messenger RNA, 1491 nt
Organism: Odobenus rosmarus divergens (Pacific walrus)
Lineage: Eukaryota; Metazoa; Chordata; Mammalia; Carnivora; Odobenidae
Gene: NUBPL
Product: nucleotide binding protein-like
Exons: 11
Coding region: 38-997 (319 amino acids)
Biological process (GO): iron-sulfur cluster assembly; mitochondrial respiratory chain complex I assembly
Cellular component (GO): mitochondrion
Molecular function (GO): 4 iron, 4 sulfur cluster binding; ATP-dependent FeS chaperone activity; ATP binding
Source: RefSeq, a predicted model, not a curated record
CGGUUUCCGGGCUGGGCUUAAAGCAGUGUUGCGAGCUAUGUGGUGUUGGCAGCGUUUGUUGAUUUUUGGCGGGGUAUCGCUUCGGGGUGGUGGCGGGGCCAGUGUACCGCUUGCGGGAAGCCGAGUGUUGGUUUGUCGGCGCCAGUUAUCUGGCGCUGACAGUGAGACCCUAAAACAAAGAAGAGCACAAAUCAUGUCCCGAGGACUUCCAAAGCAGAAACCAAUAGAAGGUGUAAAGCAAGUUAUAGUUGUGGCUUCUGGAAAAGGUGGAGUUGGAAAGUCUACUACAGCAGUGAACCUUGCACUUGCACUAGCAGCGAAUGAUUCGUCAAAGGCCGUUGGCUUGCUAGAUGUGGAUGUGUAUGGCCCUUCAAUUCCGAAGAUGAUGAAUCUGAAAGGAAAUCCAGAAUUAUCGCAGAGCAACCUAAUGAGGCCUCUUUUGAAUUAUGGUAUUGCUUGUAUGUCUAUGGGCUUCCUGGUUGAAGAGACUGCACCAGUUGUUUGGAGAGGCCUUAUGGUAAUGUCAGCUAUUGAAAAACUGUUGAGGCAGGUAGAUUGGGGCCAACUCGACUAUUUAGUUGUUGACAUGCCACCAGGAACUGGAGAUGUGCAGAUAUCAGUCUCACAGAAUAUUCCCAUUUCAGGUGCUGUGAUUGUCUCCACACCCCAGGACAUUGCGCUGAUGGAUGCUCGCAAGGGUGCUGAGAUGUUUCGAAAAGUCCAUGUGCCUGUCCUGGGCCUUGUCCAAAAUAUGAGUGUUUUCCAGUGUCCAAAAUGUAAACAUAGAACUCAUAUUUUUGGUGCUGAUGGUGCAAGAAGACUAGCACGGACCCUUGAUCUUGAUGUUCUAGGAGACAUUCCCUUACAUCUUAAUAUAAGGGAAACUUCAGAUACAGGCCAGCCGAUUGUGUUUUCGCAGCCUGAAAGUGAUGAGGCCAAAGCUUACCUGAGGAUUGCUGCAGAAGUGGUAAAAAGAUUGCCACCACCUCUAGAGUGAGUUCCCCAAGUGUUCUGGAAAUUUGCCUGAUGCUUAGCAAUAAGACGACUUUUGGAAAUAGCAGUGUGGUGAUGAAACCUACAGGAAUAAUAGCAAUCAUAGUUGUUUUCUUGUAUUUCUAAAGAAAUAAUAUGUCUUAUUUUUAGAUUUGAUUUGCUAAGCAAUGACUCACAAAUACAAUUUUUAUAUAUCAAUGCUAACUGCUACAUUUAGGAAUUUUUCUGAAAGCUGAUGUGUACCAACUGCACAGAAAUGCGUUUUAUUUUAAUGAACGACCCUUUGGGGAAUCAUGAGUUUGUGUUAGAAGCCCAACCUUCCAUUGAGGAAAGAACUGUGCUCUUUUUGUGGGACUACAGCAUUAGUCAUUUAAAGGAUUUACUAAAUUUGUGUGCUGAUAUAAGUAUGACAACUCUCCAUCAGUCAGUUUGGUCUAGAUUUAAAUCUUGCCUUGGACUAUCUUGGACACAUUCUUAAUAUAAAUAAACCUCUGCUUC